CCCAGUGCUCUUCUAUAGUUCUAGGUAUUCUGUCUGAUUUUGAAGUAGCCUUGCCUAGCCGGGUCCGGGCUCAUUGCAGUCGCUCGAUUCACGAAAUUCGGUCGAUAAUUUCGGCUAAUUCGCAGUUUUGCUCCGCAGCGAGGAGGACGAUCCACUCACGAUCCGCUGCACUCCUUUCAACAAUUAUUGUUUGUUGUUUUUUUUUAGUUAAUUUUGUUCUGUUUUUGUUGUGUUAAAAGUUAAUAGUUAAUGAAUAUGCAUCCGUUAUGGUUCAGUGCCAUGGCGGCGACGCUGGUAACGCUUCUUGGCCACACGAUUGCCUCCACUGAAAACAGCAACUCCACGCUAGUCCUCCAGCCAAAGGUUGUCGGUGGCACGGGCGUCGACAUUAGUGUGGCACCGUACACGGUCUCCGUACGUUUGACGUCCCGGGAUCGUCGCAAGUACGGAUCGGGCCACAUGUGCGGCGGUGUGCUCAUCUCCCAGCGCCUGGUGGCCACGGCCGCCCACUGUUGCUACAACUCAGACACCAAAGAAUAUCGUGCGGCCGGCGAGUACGUGCUGGUCAUGGGCAGCACCUAUCUGUCGAGCAAAACCAACGAGACGCUGGCGUACUAUGUGCAGCAGCUGAUCGUUCACAGCAGCUACGACCACGGCACGCUGACCAACGACAUUGCGCUGAUGUUCAUCAAUGGCUACGUGCCGUGGACAUGGCCGACAGCCAAGGCUCUGCCACUCAACGAUCAGUCCCUGGCUGUGGCCACUGCGUGCGUCAUCACCGGCUGGGGCGUUCGCAUUUCCGGCGGCUCUAGCAGCGAUGCGCUGCAGACGGCCACCGUGCCAACGGUCAGCUAUCCGACCUGCUACCUGGCCUACCCCCCCUACGUGCCGAGGUCCCAGAUCUGCGCAGGGUACACGAGCGGCGGCGUUGAUGCGUGCCAGGGCGACUCCGGGGGACCGCUGAUGUGCAACAAUCGGCUGUCUGGGCUCGUGUCCUACGGCGAUGGCUGUGGCAAGCCCAAUGUGCCCGGCGUCUACACCAAUGUGUCCUACUUCCAAGGCUGGAUUGUCCAGCAGAACAACUCGCUCAACUAUUCGAUAUAUCGCAAUGGCGGCGCCCAUAGCCAAGGCUACACAGCCCUUGCGCUGCUGUCCACCCUGUUUGUAGCUGCUGCUGGAUCACUGCGAAUGAGGGGGUGACUCCCACGAGACUGGGUAUUAUCGAGAUCUUAAAUAGUUGUAUUAAUGUAGGAAAAUAAAUGAAUUUACUUAACGUA
This is a messenger RNA of Drosophila guanche, 1277 nucleotides long. Its product is annotated as trypsin eta. Gene Ontology annotation, biological process: proteolysis. Lineage: Eukaryota; Metazoa; Arthropoda; Insecta; Diptera; Drosophilidae. The coding region runs from base 250 to 1200 and encodes 316 amino acids. Gene Ontology annotation, molecular function: serine-type endopeptidase activity. The transcript is spliced from 4 exons. The record is from RefSeq and is a predicted model, not a curated record.